GCAGCUUGCUCAGGCCACGGGAGCCAAGUGGACGGCAAAUGCGUCUGCAGCACGCCUCUGCCGGCGAAUGGCUCCCCCGGCUGGGUUGGCGACCAGUGUGCCAUACAGGUGCACACCAUGACACUAGACGGCAAAGACGUACAGGAGACCUGUGGGCAAGACCACGUCUGCAACGUGGUGACCCCGAAUGAGCCGGCUUGUUUUUCCGCCGGCAUUGAAAACAUGGGGAGCUCCGCAUUCCACCUGAACCUGCUGCUCAUCAGCAAGAGCGUGGACGCUACCGUGGUCUUACACGGCCUGCUCACUAACUUUACCACUAUCCAGGACCCAGCCACCGGCGCUACCAAGGUGGUACCGCAGGUCUACCCCAGCUCGGGAGCACCGUACAGCUUUGCUGCUCACACGUCCUAUUCGUCACCCAGCAUCCAGGUUAAGCUCACCAGGCGGCAACUGGGGUACGGCUCGUACACAGGGAUGUACGUGUGCGCGACCAGCAACGCCACCACCAUCAUCUCCUUCAGGGCAGCGGAGCACUCAUGUCCCUUCGAACUCGCCGCCAACGGCACGCUGCAGCUGUGUUCCGGCCGGGGAUCCUCCGGCGUUUGCCCACACGGCACCUGCGCCUGUAAAGCGCCGUACAUGCCCCCGGUCAACUGGGUCGUCACACCAGGACUGGGCUUUGAGGACUGCAGGACGGCGCUGCUCCCGCUGCAGUCGUCGGCCUCGCUGACGGUUUCGGAGCUGGGUCCCGGCGACUGGGCAUUCUUCAGUGUGGAGCUGUCAGCAUCGGCUGGCCGUGAGCUGCACGUGUGGGCCGCCGCGGCAGAGGCCACCAAGGGCUCCUUGGUGCUGUAUCUACGCCACCAGCAGCUGCCGACAGACGCUGCGGGGCAGCACGACCUGGCCAGUGAUGCGGCCUCUGCUCCCCGCUCUGCAUCCUGGUGGCAGGACCAGUCCGCACACCUGCUGCUGCGUCGCAAACACCCCUUCUUCCAGCCAGGCACCUGGUAUGUAGGCGUGCACAAUACGGGCUUAGGCCCCGUGUCGUUCACCAUGGGGUCGGCCGUGUACGACUGCCCAAACAACUGCAGUGGGCGCGGUACGUGUGACGCCAACACCGGCACGUGCACGUGCAGUCAGUCUACGUGGCCAGCCUCCAAGGACUGCUCCAUCGCCCUGCACGAGCUGGCGAUGGGGCAGGCGGUUGACGCGCCACCGCGCGCCUUCACCUACGACGCGCUAGUGCUUCGCGGUGCGCGAGAGAAGCUGCAAGCCUCCGACUUGGGGCGCAUAAACCUAUCGGUUUCCUUCACCACAACGGACACCGAUCCUCAGGGGUUGCCUUCUUGGGUGGCCGGCAGGCCGGUGUUGUUCGUGUCGCCGUCGCUGGAGGCGGCACUUAACCAGAGCGGUGGAGGAGAUGCUGACGGCGGCGGCCGGCCGCUGCACCCGCAGGGCGCGGUUGAGAGCGUGGCGCUGGCGGCGCGGGGGGCGACGUACUCCAUUGAAAUUGGGCCCAGGGCGGUGGGCGACGACGGGUCGCUGCACGUGCUGGUGUGGAACCCCCUGAGCAGCCCGCUUCGCCAAGUGGGCUACAGCGUGAUGCCGUCGCUGAUGGGCGAGUGCCCAGCAGACUGCUCGGGCCACGGGACAUGUAACACCACGACCGGAGAGUGCACGUGCGAGGCCCCUUUCCUGGGCCAUGACUGCUCCGUGGACCCCUCAACCUUAGUCUGCACCCCUGGCACCCGCCGCGCCGUGCGGCGCGAGGGCCUGCGCGGCACGUGCUGGGCGCCUUGCCGAGAUAACGGCAAGAGCUUUGACGACGAGUCGUGCGAGGAGCUGCAAUGCGACGGCCCCCGAGAGGGGCACGGCCAAUUGCGGCGCAAGGGCGAUGAGGUGGAGUGCGUGGAGGACCAGUGCAUGGCGGGCAACUACACCGCAACCGACCCGUCCGGCGACUUCCUCUGCACUCAACGCUGCGCCUGCCCGGCGGAUGGAGCCGCCUGCACCCUGGAAGCCGCCUGCCUGCCAGGCACUAAGCAGUGCCUAAAGGGACUCCGCCUGGCAGCCGACGGGGAGAAAUGCAUCGCUGCGCCCUGCGAGGAGGGCAGCCUGCGGCGGGCCUACGACAUGGACGGCGGCUCGGCAUUCUCGGUGUGCUUGUGCGCCACGGCGGGUGACCCAGCCUCGUGCGCCUUCACAGCCCCCACUCAGGCGGCGGGCAACACCAACGGUGUGGUGUCCUGCUUGUCCGGCUAUGAGCGCCAGGGCGGCACCUCUUCAACACGCCUCUCCGACGGGAGCACCCUGGUUCUGGGCGGCAACUGCCGUCGACCCCCCCGGCGGGGGGUGUCUGGUGGCAUGGUGUUCUUUUACUGCCUGCUUAGCAUCUUUCUGGCGGCAGGGCUCGUGGUGGGCGGCAAGUACGGCGUGUUGUGGUACGAACAAUACCGGUACGGUAGGUCGGUGUUCAGUCAAGGCUAUGUGUCUUGGCCACUGUUCGGCAUGCGGGGCAACGCCGGAUCGGCCACAGACGACUGGUAG
Molecule: messenger RNA, 2547 nt
Organism: Volvox carteri f. nagariensis
Lineage: Eukaryota; Viridiplantae; Chlorophyta; Chlorophyceae; Chlamydomonadales; Volvocaceae
Exons: 15
Coding region: 118-2547 (809 amino acids)
Source: RefSeq, a predicted model, not a curated record